Talaromyces proteolyticus is the source of this 1620-nucleotide messenger RNA. RefSeq names its product putative sugar transporter. Bases 1 to 1620 code for a protein of 539 amino acids. Gene Ontology annotation, cellular component: membrane. NCBI's taxonomy places the organism in Eukaryota, Fungi, Ascomycota, Eurotiomycetes, Eurotiales, Trichocomaceae. The record is from RefSeq and is a predicted model, not a curated record. Gene Ontology annotation, molecular function: carbohydrate:proton symporter activity. Gene Ontology annotation, biological process: carbohydrate transport; transmembrane transport. The transcript has 4 exons.
AUGGCGACAACCGAGAAAGUCGAUGCCAAGCACGUGGCAUCGCUUGAAGAGUUGGAGAACACAACCGUUCACGUUGCCUCUGGCAGCGAGGAAUUCAACGAAGCCCUUAUCCAGGAACCCCCGAAACUCUUGGAUCCGACUUCGCUUCUGCUAUUUCUCUGUCUGCUCGUGGGAUUCUUCUGUCAGACGAUGAAUGGAUUUGACGGUGCGCUUUUUAAUGGUCUGCUUGCCAAUACCAUCUUCCUGGGCCAUUUCCAUGGAAGUGAUUCGGGGAUAUGGGCCGGCAUCGUUUCGGCCAUGUACCAGAUUGGCGGCGUCAGCGCUCUGCCCUUCGUCGGUCCUGCCAUCGAUACCUGGGGUCGACGUGUUGGCAUGUUCAUUGGCAGUCUCUUCAUCGUUCUCGGUACAAUUGUCUGUGGUCUGACGAUCACGAAUGCUAGUAUUGGCCAGUUCAUGGGUGGCCGCUUCAUGCUUGGUUUCGGUGUCUCGAUUGCUUCUUCCGCCGGCCCCAUUUACGUCGUCGAGACUACUCAUCCGGCCUACCGCGGUAUUGUGACGGGUUACUGCAAUACCUUUUGGUUUGUUGGUUCGAUCUUGUCAUCUGGUGCCGUCCGCGGUGCUAUUACACUCCACACCAAUGUGUCCUGGCAGAUUCCCGUGUGGCUGCAGUUGGUGUUCUCUGGUUUGAUCAUUUGUUUCUGCUUUUUGAUUCCCGAGUCUCCGCGUUGGCUGUACGUGAACGGCAAGAGAGAAAAGGCCGUCGAGACGCUGACGAAGUGGCACGGUUACGGAAACUGUGAUUCGCUGUGGGUUAAACUUCAAAUUUCUGAAUACGAGGCUCAUUUGAACAUGGAUGGCUCCGACAAGAAGUGGUGGGAUUACCGCAGUCUCUUCAACAAGCGCAGCAACUUCUACCGUCUGAUGUGCAACGUCUCCUUCUCGGUCUUCGCGCAGUGGGCUGGAAACGGCGUGUUGACAUACUACCUUGUUCCAGCCCUCAAAGGUGCCGGAUUCACCUCGGACGUCACACAAGCAAACAUCAACCUGGGAUACUCCUGCUUCCAAUUUUUCUGGGCGCUCGUCGGUGCCGCGUUUGUCGACAAAAUCGGUCGUCGACCACUAAUGCUCAGUGGUAUGGCAGGUUGCUGUGUAGUUUGGAUUGCAGUGUUGGCUGCCUCUAGCCAGGUGAACAAGGCCGAUGGUGGUCUGAACCACGCCGCAUCGAAUGCCACGCUUGGGUUUAUUUUCAUCUUCGGUGGAGUGUUUUCUUUCUGCCUCACGCCGCUGCAGGCUCUGUAUCCGGUCGAAGUGCUCUCGUACGAGAUGCGCGCCAAGGGAAUGGCCUUCUCCGCUCUGGCUGUCAACGCGGCGGGUCUUUUGAACCAGUUCGCAUGGCCCGUCUCGUUGGCAAAUAUUGGCUGGAAAACGUAUAUUGUGUUCAUUAUCUGGGAUGCGAUUCAGACUGUCAUUAUGUACUUCUUUCUCCCGGAGACCAAGAACCGAACGCUCGAGGAACUCGAUCAGAUCUUUGAGGCUCGCAAUCCCGUAAAGGAGUCGGUGAAACCCGUUGAGAUUGCAGUCAAUCAAGACAACCAAGUGGUGGCAGUGAAGGAAGCAUAG